Molecule: messenger RNA, 1104 nt
Organism: Parastagonospora nodorum SN15
Lineage: Eukaryota; Fungi; Ascomycota; Dothideomycetes; Pleosporales; Phaeosphaeriaceae
Exons: 5
Coding region: 1-1104 (367 amino acids)
Biological process (GO): fatty acid beta-oxidation
Cellular component (GO): mitochondrion
Molecular function (GO): 2,4-dienoyl-CoA reductase (NADPH) activity
Source: RefSeq, a predicted model, not a curated record
AUGUCUGAAAGCCAGCUCAUUCGCGUCACCGUCUGCGCAAGACGCAAUCCCAAACUGUCGGAGGAAGAAUUUGAGGACCACUGGAAGAACAAGCAUGGACCUCUGAUCACUUCAUGGCUGAAGACGUACGGUUACUUUUGGUACAAGUCUUAUGAAGACUUUGAGAAAGCCUACGAGGACGAGUAUUACCUCAACGUGGUGAAGAAGGACGAAGAGUAUCUGUUUGAUAUGGCUAGUGUGACAGUAACGACUGGCACUGAGCAUACGAUCAUCGAGGAUGGAAAGGUCGUUCGCUGCUUUCUUCUCAAAAUGCAGUCCAUCGAUCAGCCGCUCAACGGCAAAAUCUUGCUCAUCACGGGAGGUGCAUCUGGCAUCGGUUUGGGACUCACCAAGGAAGCUCACGCCAUAGGCGCAAAAGUGCUCGUAGCCGAUCUCAAAACCACACCCGAUUUCGAUGCCUUCGCCGCAAACAAAGACAACAUCCUCUACGUGCAGUCCGAUGUGACGAACUGGGCAGACUUUACUAAAAUCUUCGAUGCAUGCGAGAAGAAGUGGAAUGAUGUGCCUGAUGCGUACGGCAUCUGCGCUGGCCUGUUCGACCCGCCGUUCUCGAAUUUCUGGCAGGAUCCAGAGCAAGAUGAGGGGUACAAGCAGGUCGACGUCAAUGUAAAUCAUCCGAUCAAGUUGACGAGGAUGGCGCUGAGGAAGAGCCUGGGUAAAGGGAAGAGAGCUAGCUUCGUAAAGUCGAUGAAGGACAGCGAGUCUCUUACUGGAGUCAAAAUCACCACCCUUUGCCCUGCAGGCGUCAUGACCCCGCUUUUCGACGCCGAGAAGAUCAAACAGUACUCGGCAACGGAGGCAGGUUACCUCACGCCGCAGGAUUGUGCCAAGCAUCUGCUUGAUCUGCUGCAAAAGAAGGAAUAUGCAUGUGGGACUGUGUUGGAGCUUACGAUUGAGGGAACGAGAAUCAUCCCGGAGUGGAAUGUAGCGCCGCUCAGAGUCAAGGGUACGGGACAAGAGGAAAUGGAUGAAGAGUUCUUGGGCAAUUUGUUGAGGCCGGUCAAGCAGGCGGUGGAGAAAGAUAAAGCGAGUGCGAAGUUGUAG